Messenger RNA from Orbilia oligospora ATCC 24927, 753 nucleotides. RefSeq lists its product as uncharacterized. The transcript has 2 exons. The record is from RefSeq and is a predicted model, not a curated record. NCBI's taxonomy places the organism in Eukaryota, Fungi, Ascomycota, Orbiliomycetes, Orbiliales, Orbiliaceae. The coding region runs from base 1 to 753 and encodes 250 amino acids.
AUGGCAGGCUUCAAGAAAUUCGUCAGCUAUGCUGCUCCUCUCGCCAUUCUAGCUGGAGCUGGUCAUGUCGCGGCUCAGGCCACUACCGAUGCUAAUCCACCCGUUCAAGUCACAGCAUCCACUGCGACCGAUAGCGUUGUCGUUGUCGCCAUUCCGUACACUACUGUUGUUGAUGGAGCCACCUCGGUCCUGACCACCGAAGUCACGACCACUCUCCCUGUCCCAACCGGUCUCGAGAGUUCCAUCACUUCAGUCGUUGGAUCCGCUUCUUCAGCCAUCGAUUCUAUUUCCUCGGCCAUCGAGUCUUUGACUUCUGCUGCUGGUUCCAUCUCCUCUGAAGCUUCAGCUGCCAUCUCAGGCACCACUCUUAUCACCAGUACCAUCGAAAGCACUAUUGUUACCACUGGUACAAACUCUCUUUACCUCGUCUCCUCUGGCACCACUAUCGUCUCCGACGGGGUUACCAGCAUCAUUCCGGAAGCUACAGUUUCAACUGUUGAAAGUGUUUAUACGUCGACAACUGAGCUUUCGACUGUCACUACUUUCGUUAGUACCACCGGAAUCAUCGGUAACUCUAACUCUACCGCCACCACUGGUUCCGAAGGAACUGAGGGCACCGAGGGUCCCACUGGAAGUGAAACUGAGACUGGAGGCCCCUCCACCAGCUCUCCAGCUGCUGCUGCUAACAUCAAGGUUCCAGUUGAGAUGGGAGGAUUGGUAAUGGCAGUCUUGAUGGCUGUUGGUUUACUCUAA